AUGAACGAUUUCCUGACUUAUGUGGACGCGGAAGAGAAACAAAAACAUGAGGAGCAAAAAAGAAAAGUUGAAGAUGAAAAGCUUGCAGCUUAUCAGCGGAAAAGACAGCGAGCCCAACAAGUGAGACUGGCGGCUGAGGAUGAGGUUCAACCAUGCCAUGAUGGUGUAGCUUCUGACUCAGAUGCUGAGGAAGUCGAAUCUGUCUGGAAGCCUUCUGAACGCAAAAUUAAGCCAGAUCUUCCAGGUAUGAGGGCUGAGCGAUUGACCAAGGCUGACUUUCGAUUUGAAUGCAAAGAAGACGAUUACUUAGACGCAAUGUAUGGUGACCCUGAAGACCAAUUGGAAGAAGUCCCCAUUAAGGGUUCCGGUGACGACUCUGAAGGAGAGAUUGAAGAAAAUUCCAUGGAGGACGACGAUCGUGAAUCCGAUGAAGAAUCUGAUGACUCAUAUGAUUAG
Papaver somniferum (opium poppy) is the source of this 456-nucleotide messenger RNA. Its product is annotated as convicilin-like. The record is from RefSeq and is a predicted model, not a curated record. The transcript has a single exon. Bases 1 to 456 code for a protein of 151 amino acids. Lineage: Eukaryota; Viridiplantae; Streptophyta; Magnoliopsida; Ranunculales; Papaveraceae.